AUGGAGAUGACCUUCGGCAGCGUCUACUACAACGUCAAUGCAGAAGGAAUCCUACGAUUGCUGGAAUCCCCUGCCUCUGAAUCGACGAGUUCUAGCGCACCAUCAUCACCCGAUCUGUCGGCUGGACUGACAGGAUCGACGUGCUCACCCGCGCCUUCGACUCCCCGCUCGGUGUCCUCCAUGUCGGAAAUCUCUACUGCUAGCAAUCUUCCUCAGAAAGAAAUAGGAAAAUACAUCAAGAUACUUGGUGAAUCUUUGAAACUGAGGCAACCUCUCAACAGCAAUUCAAUAGCAGUUCACAUGCCUCGGUUUUGUAACCUGCUCCAGCUCAAUAAAUCAGCUCAGGAACUUGCAGCCCACAUUGGUGAGGUAGUUGUCAACAAAUGCUUCUGCACACGGCGGAACCCCAUAAGCAUAUCUGCUGCUGCUAUCUACCUUGCAUGUCAGCUCGAAGACAAGCGCAAGACUCAAGCAGAGAUCUGUAAGGUAACAGGCCUUACAGAGGUCACUCUUCGUAAAGUGUAUAAAGAACUCCUGGAGAACUGGGAUGAUCUGCUACCGCCAAACUACACACCAGCCACGCCACCAGAGAAAGCUUUCCCCAUGACAAACAUAUACUCAGCACGCUCAUCGAGUGGAAAAGAUCUUUAUCAGGAUAAGCUGCUGGAUAGUAUCAAGCAAAAAAGCUGUGAAGCCGCAGAGCCUGAUCACAUGGUAAUUGUAAAAGAUGAGGAAGACAGGAAAGCCGGCCUACUUGGUCAACCUCCUUCGAUACUCGAGGCCCAUGACCUGAACCAGGCAUGCUGGCAGCAGAAUGUUCCGUUUUCAGCAUCUUCAAAAUCGGACCGCGACAAUACGGAGACAAGCGUUCGUGGGUUUAACCUUAACGAGGAGUCAUGUCCAAUGGAUUCUGACAAGGCAGAUGUAACAAUGAAGCCACACUUUGCUGAUGGGUGGGCAACUGAACCGAAGGUGCUUCCAUCUCCCAGUAGGCAGCCUGUACCAUGGCAGCUUAAGCAACCGGCACCAGCAACUAGUUCAUCGUAUCCUAGGAAUCGUGAGAUGCAGCUGGGCUUUAGCAUGGACCUUCUGGCUGGACGUGGGAAAAGGAGUGCUGGGGAUAGUGGUGAUGGCCGUGAUAAAGAGGGCAAGUGAAGUUGCAGCUGUAAAUAUUUAUAAUGAAAUUAGAAGCUAUCGGAUCUGUAAAUAUAGAUGUUAUCUCUAGUUGAGAUCAACUUGACAAACAUGGUCUUUCCGAUGUAUCAUGUAGACGAUGUAGUAAUUUUUACUCCAUGCUGUAGCAUGUUACUUCCAAAUUAGUUAACUUGCUAGUAGUAUUUAA
Molecule: messenger RNA, 1342 nt
Organism: Lolium rigidum
Lineage: Eukaryota; Viridiplantae; Streptophyta; Magnoliopsida; Poales; Poaceae
Exons: 3
Coding region: 1-1155 (384 amino acids)
Biological process (GO): transcription preinitiation complex assembly; DNA-templated transcription initiation
Cellular component (GO): nucleus; transcription preinitiation complex
Molecular function (GO): TBP-class protein binding
Source: RefSeq, a predicted model, not a curated record